Benincasa hispida (wax gourd) is the source of this 1532-nucleotide messenger RNA. RefSeq names its product protein SRG1-like. NCBI's taxonomy places the organism in Eukaryota, Viridiplantae, Streptophyta, Magnoliopsida, Cucurbitales, Cucurbitaceae. The record is from RefSeq and is a predicted model, not a curated record.
UUCCCAAUUUUCCAAACAAUGUCUGAAAUUUAAGAGUCAGUGAGACAUCCAUGGAAAUGGAGGACUUCUCGUAGCAACUUAUUAAUAAGUCAACGCUUUGGGAAAUCCAUGGAAUCGAAUACUGAAAUGGUCGACUUCGGAAAAUCCAUCAUAGUACCCAGUGUUCUGGAGCUGGCAAAGCAGUCCAUCCCUAAAAUCCCUCUUCGCUAUCAACGUGCCGAUCAGGACCCCCCCAUCGUUCCCGGCGGAGAAUCUGGGCCGCCGGUACCGGUCGUUGAUCUUCGCCGACUGGCCAUCGGAGAUUCUGCUUCUCCCGAAAUUGACAAGUUGCAUUCUGCGUGUAAGGAAUGGGGAUUCUUCCAGAUUAUAAACCAUGGAGUUCCAACCUCAUUGCUGGACGAAUUCAGAAGGGAAAUUGAAAGUUUCUUCAAUCUUCCCUACGAUGAAAAGAAGUUGCUUUGGCAAAACUCAGAGAGUCAAGAAGGAUUUGGGCAGCUUUUUGUGGUAUCGGAUGAGCAGAAGCUUGAUUGGUCAGACAUGUUCAAAAUAACUACUCUCCCUCUUAGUCUAAGGAAUCCUCAUCUUUUUCAUAAGCUUCCACCAAAACUCAGAGAGACAUUGGAAGCUUACUCAAUUGAAAUCAAGAAGUUGGCAAUUGUCAUCUUGGACCAUUUGGCUGGAGCUCUGAAGAUGGAUGUUGAGGAAAUGAGAGAGCUAUUUAGAGAUGGUGUUCAGUCAGUGAGGAUGAAUUACUAUCCUCCAUGCCCUGAGCCUGAUAAGGCCAUUGGAUUCUCCGCUCACUCAGAUGCUGAUGCUUUGACAAUUCUCUAUCAGCUCAAUGAAGCCGAAGGAUUGCAAAUUCGAAAAGGUGGGAGAUGGGUUGCUGUUAAACCACUUCCAAAUGCAUUUGUAGUCAACAUUGGAGACAUCAUGGAGAUAGUAAGCAAUGGAGUAUACAAGAGCAUCGAGCAUAGAGUUUCAUUGAACUGUUCCAAGGAAAGGCUUUCAGUUGCAACAUUCUAUAGUUCAAAUCUAAACUCGGAGUUGGGUCCAGCCAAAAGCCUCGUUGGACCGCAUAACCCAGCAGUUUUUCGAAGAGUUAUGUUGGAGAAGUAUUUCAAAGACUUCUUUGCUCGUAAACUAGAAGGAAAAUCAUACCUUGAGCAUAUGAGAAUAGAGAAUGAGGGCGACCAUGUUUGUUGAAAGUUGGUUACCGAAAGGAAAGAGAAGGAAUAUCAGGCGUAUGCUUGUCUCGCACAGGUGCAAGUGGAAGAAAUCAUAUAUCCAUAUCAGAAACAGUGAAAUGAGGAAUAAAUUGGUACAGGUUGACCUUACAUUCUUAACCAUUAAUUUCCUGACCUUCACAAUCGUAGUAGAAUUUGUAGGAUAAAAGCAAAUUUCUCAUCAUAAUUCUGUAUUCUUUCCACUGUUAUGAUUUGAAUGUUGGACCUAAGAGGAUUGAUUGUUCUAGGCUUUAUGGGCUGCCCCCGAUCCAGCAAGUGCUUGGAAAGUAAAAUUAGAAUUAACCAAUA